Molecule: messenger RNA, 2310 nt
Organism: Hemicordylus capensis (graceful crag lizard)
Lineage: Eukaryota; Metazoa; Chordata; Lepidosauria; Squamata; Cordylidae
Gene: DUSP3
Product: dual specificity phosphatase 3
Exons: 3
Coding region: 11-568 (185 amino acids)
Biological process (GO): negative regulation of MAPK cascade; protein dephosphorylation
Cellular component (GO): cytoplasm
Molecular function (GO): MAP kinase phosphatase activity; protein tyrosine/serine/threonine phosphatase activity
Source: RefSeq, a predicted model, not a curated record
CGAGCGAGCCAUGUCAGAGUUCCAGAUUUCGGUGGAAGAGCUGAACGACCUGCUGGCCAACGGCAGCGGCUGCUACAGCCUCCCCAGCGCGCACAGCAACGAGGUGGCGCCCCGCAUCCACGUGGGCAACGCGUUCAUAGCCAAGAAUGUUAUGCGGUUGCAGCGCCUGGGUAUCACCCACGUCCUGAAUGCAGCAGAGGGCAAGUCUUUCAUGCACGUGAAUACAAACGCAGAGUACUAUGAAGGCACCGGCAUCACCUACCAUGGCAUCAAGGCCAAUGACACCCAAGAGUUCAACCUCAGCCGUUACUUUGAGGAGGCAGCUGAUUUCAUUGAGAAGGCAUUAGCCCAGAAAGAUGGCCGGGUGUUUGUCCACUGCCGCGAGGGCUACAGUCGCUCGCCGACGCUCGUCAUCGCUUACCUCAUGCUCCGGCAGAACAUGGAUGUCAAGACUGCUGUGAGCGCCGUCCGGCAGAAGCGGGAAAUUGGCCCCAACGACGGCUUCCUGAAGCAGCUCUGCCAGCUCAAUGAGAGAUUGGUGAAGGAGGGCAGGCUGAAGAAACCGUAGCGGCCUGCCCUGGCCUCUCCCCGUGGCGCCUUGGGACUCCGUUAGUUGCUUUCGUUUGCCAACUCCGACUGCCAGGCCGCGUGAGGGAGGCAGGAGCUCCCUUCUGAUUUCUUCCACCACGUGGGGUGGGGGGGCCUGUGUGUGUGUGCGUGUGUGUGUUCUGUUGAUUUUAAAAUAGGCACAGGAGUUGCUGCAAUAUUGAAAAGCCCUUUGGGGAGAACGCCAGCCCAGUUUGCCCAGGCAUUGCCUUGUCUCCUGUGUCCUUUUUUGGGGGGGGAGCCUGCCCAAUAUAAUGUGUGUGUUUGUGGGUGUGUGGUUUUGUUUGUUUGUUUGGAGGCACUUUGUGCACUUUGCACCAACUGUGAACACCUUCAGCUUCACAUUGCCAGAUCCCUGCCAGCCCGUCCCUGUCGUCCUCUCACUUGCUGCGUCUCGGGGUGCCCUUUGUGCUGGCCCUUUCUCCUCCUGUUUACAUGUGAAGCGCCGAGGAUUAAGCCCCGUGCCCAGCUACCAAUAUGUCCUCGUGGCUGUGGCUUGAGAGAGUUGAGUUCUGGCCCUUAUGACCUGUGUGCAUUGUCCACCUGGGCCAGUGGUCCCUCUACAUUUUUUCCAUCUCCCCGAGCAAUGAGUUUUGUUCUGGGCGGCAGUCUCAAGGCAGUGUGUGCACACCUGCAUUCAGAGUGGGACCUUCCGGAUUCAACCUCGGCGGGAUUUAAAAUGAACUGAGCAGAGAUCAGAAAACUUGUGAGCGUGUGCACAUGCUCACGCCUUAGAGGGAACCGUGACCUAGCUGCCAGAGGCUGUGGUCAAGCCGCAUUCUAUUCCCAGACCUCAGGCAGGCCAGCCGAGUGGCUCUGGGCUUCUGCUCUGUAGCAGAUUGGUUGUGGCUUGAAUUCCCAUUUGGUCUGGCCCUGGGAGGUUUCCAGAGCCGUCGGUCUUUCCCUGCCAACUCCAGCUCAUCUGGUGUGCUGUUUCCCUGCUCAGCCUGAUUUCCCCCUCAGUCCCCUCAGUAGCUUCGUGCUACGCCACUUGGGGAAAUGACUCCCUGCUCGUGUUUCUCUCGCGGGAACAAGGCUGUCGCAGGGAGAGCCGGUGUGGUGUUGUGGUUAGUGUUGUACUAGGACUAGGGAGACCCAGGCUCAGAUCCUCACUCGGCCGUGAAGCUUGAUGGGUGACCUUGGGUUAUGGUGGGUGGACCGCCCACCUUGGAGGAUUGUUGUGAGGUUAUGGGAGAGGGGAAGUGGCAUCUACACUGCCCCGGGCUCCAUGGAGGAAGGGUGGGAUUAAAAUGCAAUAAGUUAAAUGCGUCACAAAUAGCAAAUUGGCUGCCUUGUGUGUCAUGAAUGGCUGACGUGGGAGCAAGGCCGUGAGACUGCAGGUGGUGGUGGUGGUGGGCAGUUCUGGGUGGGAGAUCUGCAGAGCGACAAAGCUCCCCCCCCCGCUUCUCAUUCAUUCUUCCCACCAAAAAACUCCUCCCCAACCCUCUCAUGCACAGGCUUAAAGCCUAGGAGCAUCACGGGACGGGAAACUUAAGAUAUGUAAAUAUGCAGAAUCCCUCUCUCUCUCUCCCCCUGGCAACCAUGUAAUCUCUUUGUAUAGCUCGGUGUUUCAUAUGGAUCUGUAGAUAUAGACUUUAUGGUGCACUUAAUACACAGGCACAUAUACAGGCACACAAGCAAUGAAAAAAAAAAAGCCAUCCAAUAAUAUGGUAUUGAUGCAAGUAAACUUUCGUAAACACUGUU